AUGGCUACCAGAAAGACAGCCAUUUAUCGACAUGCUGUGGCUGUUCACUCGCAAGUCCAGCACUCAUGCCUCAGCAGGGACUCGACCAAGGCUACGAGUUUUAUUGGAUUCCGGAACCUGAUGGUGGUCGUGUUGGUGGCCAUGAAUCUUCGCCUAGUGAUUGAAAACUUCCUUAAGUAUGGUGUUUUGAUUUGCAUCAGAUGUCAUGACUAUCGCAAACAAGACGUUGUGAUCGGAGCGAUUCUCUUCGCCCUGGUCCCUUGCCAGUUGCUAUGUUCGUACUUCAUCGAGUUGGCUGCUUCUAGGCAUGCUCAACGCGUUAUCGGUCGAGCAAAGAAACAGGACAAGGACAGGAUCCUGAACGAGUCUAAAAGGACUUGGUUCGCCAUUGCGCUGCUGCAUUCUAUUAUCAGCUUCUUUGGUCUGGCUGCAACAAGCUAUGUCAUCUUCUACUACGUCAACCACCCCGGGAUCGGCACUGUCUGUGAAGUCCAGGUGAUCAUCGUGUCGCUAAAGUCGUACUCGUACGCACUGACGAAUCGCGACCUACGUCGCGCUAUGCUCGGCUCUCCGUCGGCGGACUCUGAUAUCCCAGAACUCUACCGGUCUUGUCCAUAUCCGCGGAACAUCACCCUGGGCAAUCUAGCAUAUUUCCUUUGGGCCCCAACGCUCGUAUACCAGCCGGUCUAUCCCCGAACGCCUCGCAUUCGCUGGUCUUUUGUUGGAAAGCGUUUAUUCGAGUUUGUUUGUCUCUCAGUGGUUAUGUGGCUACUUUCCGCGCAAUAUGCUGCCCCCCUCCUGCGCAACGCGACCCAGAAAAUUGCCACAUUAGACAUUGCAUCUAUUUUGGAGAGAGGACUGAAGCUCUCCACUAUCUCUCUCGUGAUCUGGCUUGCUGGGUUCUAUGCCCUCUUCCAGUCACUGCUGAACGGACUGGCUGAGAUCAUGCGGUUUGGAGACCGCGAGUUCUACACGGACUGGUGGAACAGCCCAAGUUUUGGCGUGUACUGGCGAUCCUGGAAUCGCCCUGUGUAUAUAUUCAUGAAGCGGCAUGUUUACAUGCCGCUCGUUACCCGGGGCUGGAACCCAACGUUGGCAGGUACCGUCGUCUUCGCGGUUUCCGCCGUGCUGCACGAGAUCCUGGUAGGAGUCCCUACACAUAAUCUGAUUGGUGUCGCGUCCAUAGCGAUGAUGUUCCAGCUCCCGUUGAUUCUUCUGACUGCGCCUUUCGAGAGGUUCAAAUCCCCUCUGGGAAAAGCUAUUGGAAAUUCGUUCUUUUGGGUAACAUUCUGCGUCGUUGGACAACCUCUUGGAGCGCUUCUGUAUUUCUUUGCAUGGCAAGCGAAAUACGGCAGCGUCAGUCAGACACAUCCGUAG
Molecule: messenger RNA, 1377 nt
Organism: Aspergillus nidulans FGSC A4
Lineage: Eukaryota; Fungi; Ascomycota; Eurotiomycetes; Eurotiales; Aspergillaceae
Product: putative diacylglycerol O-acyltransferase (DgaT)
Exons: 4
Coding region: 1-1377 (458 amino acids)
Cellular component (GO): endoplasmic reticulum membrane; endoplasmic reticulum subcompartment
Molecular function (GO): acyltransferase activity, transferring groups other than amino-acyl groups; diacylglycerol O-acyltransferase activity
Source: RefSeq, a predicted model, not a curated record